AUGCCUGGAACCUCUCGAAUGCCCGUUAGUCUCCUCGGAAGCUUGGAAAAGGUCAAGCGCAGAGGACCUGCGAAUCCUCUCAACCUGAUAACCGUCGAUUUACUCCGAAAUGUCAUCUUCUACUACUUUGUCCUCCGAUGGACCCGACGAGUUUUCUGGAAGCUCAAGGGUCGAGGCCUGAUCGGCGCCAUCCUCGAGUUGUACCAUGCAAUCCAACGCACCUUGUACGGUUAUUUUCUCCGCGCACCCGGUGUGCGUGGCAAGGUCCAGAAACAAGUCACCGAGUCCAUUGCUCAAAUGUCCUCCAAACUCAUUGCACAGACGGACACGAGGUACUUGACCUUGCCCAAGGAGGGCUUGAGUAUGGAUACUGUCCGCGCCGAGCUCGAGAAUUUGGCCAACCUCGACCACACCCGUUGGGAGGAUGGUUUCGUCUCGGGAGCAGUCUAUCACGGCGAGGACGACCUCAUUGGCCUGCAGACCGAAGCCUUUGGCAAGUUUACCGUCGCCAACCCUAUCCAUCCCGAUGUCUUUCCCGGUGUGCGUAAGAUGGAAGCUGAGGUCGUGAGCAUGGUGCUCAACAUGUUUCAUGCACCUCCUGGCGCUGCCGGUGUAUCGACUGCCGGCGGAACCGAGAGCAUCCUCAUGGCUUGCUUGAGUGCUCGCCAAAAAGCGUAUGCCGAGCGGGGAGUUACCGAGCCUGAAAUGAUUCUUCCCUACACUGCGCACACUGCAUUCCGCAAAGCGGGUGAUUACUUUGGAAUCAAGAUUCACCUGGUCGACUGCCCAGCCCCGGCAUAUCAGGUCGAUGUCAAAAAGGUGGCCCGUCUUGUCAACCCCAACACAGUCCUGCUCGUCGGCUCUGCUCCCAACUUCCCUCACGGCAUCAUCGACGAUAUCACCGCUCUAUCCAGACUAGCUCUCCGCAAGAAGUUGCCCCUCCACGUCGACUGCUGCCUUGGAUCAUUCCUCGUGCCAUAUCUCGAAAAGGCCGGGUUCGAAUCGGAGCUGUUCGAUUUCCGUCUCAAAGGUGUCACCAGUAUCAGCUGCGACACCCACAAGUACGGCUUCGCCCCCAAGGGUAAUUCGACCGUGUUGUACCGCACUACGGAGCUUCGCCAGUACCAGUACUAUGUCUGCCCUGACUGGUCCGGAGGCGUUUACGCCUCGCCCGGCAUUGCUGGAUCGCGUCCUGGUGCAUUGAUUGCCGGCUGCUGGGCGAGCUUACUGACUGUAGGCGAGGCCGGCUAUGUGGAUGCUUGUGUAAAGAUUGUCGGCGCGGCCAAGAAGAUCACGGAGGCUAUCCAGAGUUCUGGAACCCUCAACGGCGAGCUCGAGAUUGUCGGUAAGCCGCUAGUUUCCGUGGUCGCCUUCACCGCCCUCAACCUCGACAUCUACGACAUUGCCGAUUCCAUGUCGAGCAAGGGAUGGCAUCUCAAUGCGCUCCAGAACCCUCCGGCCAUCCACGUGGCCGUCACCAUGCCCAUUGCCAAGGUGUGGGAGCGCCUGAUUCGCGACCUGGAGACUGUUAUCGAGGAGGAACGAGAGAAGGAGAGGGUGCGUCAGGUCGAGGGCAAGGGAGCCAAGGGCAAGGCCAUGGGCAACUCGGCCGCUCUGUAUGGCGUGGCUGGCUCAUUGCCAAACAAGAGUGUUGUGGUAGACUUGGCGAAUGGAUUCCUGGAUAUCCUGUACAAGGCUUAA
Messenger RNA from Pochonia chlamydosporia 170, 1701 nucleotides. RefSeq names its product sphinganine-1-phosphate aldolase BST1. Gene Ontology annotation, cellular component: endoplasmic reticulum. The record is from RefSeq and is a predicted model, not a curated record. Gene Ontology annotation, molecular function: sphinganine-1-phosphate aldolase activity; pyridoxal phosphate binding. Lineage: Eukaryota; Fungi; Ascomycota; Sordariomycetes; Hypocreales; Clavicipitaceae. Gene Ontology annotation, biological process: sphingolipid catabolic process; carboxylic acid metabolic process. Bases 1 to 1701 code for a protein of 566 amino acids. The transcript has 3 exons.